UCGGACAGUAGCAAGAGGGAAGCAUUAUGGCCACAUCGAGCUUUUUUUGCAGGAUACCAUAUGAACCACCUACAUGGGCUUUAAAACUGAAAAAGAUACCAUCUUCUCGUGUUAAGUUAGUUCACGCAGAGACGCCGAUUCAUGAGUGGAAAGUCCCUGGUGUAAAGGCUCCGUUCACACUUCACGUAAAGCGAGACGACCUAACUGGCAGUACGCUUACUGGAAACAAGGUUCGAAAGUUAGAGUUUUUGUUGGCAGAUGCUUUGGACAAGGGUUGCAAGCACAUAAUUACGUGUGCUGGAAUGCAGUCUAAUCAUUGUAGAGCCACAGCGGUGGCGUCAGCUCAAAUGGGAUUGAAAAGUCAUCUAGUGGUUCGAUCCAAACUGAAGGGAGACAAGUGGAGAAGACUCGUACCUCAUUCCUCUUGGUGGGAGUAAUUCGGUCGGACUUUUUGG
Messenger RNA from Lingula anatina, 455 nucleotides. RefSeq lists its product as uncharacterized. Lineage: Eukaryota; Metazoa; Brachiopoda; Lingulata; Lingulida; Lingulidae. Gene Ontology annotation, molecular function: D-cysteine desulfhydrase activity. The record is from RefSeq and is a predicted model, not a curated record.